AUGGAGAGUGAUAGUUCUAUCGAAAUCUUGGAUGUCUUUCCAGCAUACCCAAAAGCAAGGGAGAAAUCACCAUUGUCAUGUCCUCAUCCUCACAAGACGAUGAGGACAAAUUCAAGUGCUCAGAUUGGGAGUACUGCCAAUCUUUCAAGGUUGGUUCCUCACUCUACUAAAAAUAAAUCGAAAGAGGCAAACCUCAAGAAAUCAAAAGGGCAAGCGAAAUUUCAUUCCACCAUGCAGGAAUUUGAAGGUGUUGAAGGUACCACCAAGAAAUCCCCAAAAUCUGAGGUUCUUAGAAGGAUUCCAAAAAUGACUGCUGAUGAAAAAGCCAAAGAUCUUCAGAAAGCAAGAGGCGUUAAACCUGAAAAUCCUCAUUUCGAUGUUGUCAUGCAUGCCUCAUAUGUUCGUUUUGGAUGCGUGAGUAUACCAUCAGGCUUUGCAAAGAGACAUUUAAAUAAGAAAUUGGAUGAUAUCAUCCUUUGGCUUUCAGAUGGGAGAAGAUGGUCUGUUAGGUACAAGUUCAACAGGCGUGCUGCAUGCCAAUUUGGAGCUGGUUGGAAGGAAUUUUUACAAGACAAUAAUCUGGAUGUAGGUGACGUUUGUUCAUUUGAACUUAUUAAGGGCAUUAAAAUUUCUUUCCAAGUGGUGAUUUUCUGUGCCACUGAAGAACAUUGCCCAAAAUUGCCAAAAUCUGAGAGUGAUAGUUCUGUCAAAAUCUUGGAUGACUUUCCAGCAUACCCAAAAAUGAGGGAGAAAUCACCGCUAUCAUGUCCUCGGCCCCACAAGAUGACGAGGAUGAAUCCAAGUGCUAAGACUGGGAAUACUCUGUCAAGUUUUUACCGCUAUCUCAUUAUCAUUUGCUUGUCGAUAAAAGGUGUAGAAGUCGUUUCUGCCACCAGUCGAUGCCCAGAAUCUAAGGUUCCUAGAAGGACUCAAACGGUCAAUGAAAAAUCUAGUGCUCUUCAGAAAGCAAGUGGCUCUAAAUCUGAAAAUCCUUAUUUCUUGGCUGUACUAAGUAGCUUUCUCAACAUUAAAGGUGGACAGAGAGUGAUGCUUCAGGUUGGGGAAAAAUCAUGGCCAGUGAAGUUUAAUAGCUAUCCACAUUUGUCAUACGCUGUCUUGUCUGCUGGUUGGCGUACCUUUGUGAAGGAUAACAGUCUGCAAGUGGGAGAUGUUUGUGUCUUUGAGCUGAUUAAGAGUGAUGAUGUUAUGCUGAAAGUCUCCAUUUUUAGAUGCCCCAGUAAUCCUUUUGGGGCCUUAUACUGA
Molecule: messenger RNA, 1263 nt
Organism: Juglans microcarpa x Juglans regia
Lineage: Eukaryota; Viridiplantae; Streptophyta; Magnoliopsida; Fagales; Juglandaceae
Product: B3 domain-containing protein REM16-like
Exons: 6
Coding region: 1-1263 (420 amino acids)
Molecular function (GO): DNA binding
Source: RefSeq, a predicted model, not a curated record